Papaver somniferum (opium poppy) is the source of this 1063-nucleotide messenger RNA. RefSeq lists its product as uncharacterized. NCBI's taxonomy places the organism in Eukaryota, Viridiplantae, Streptophyta, Magnoliopsida, Ranunculales, Papaveraceae. The coding region runs from base 264 to 914 and encodes 216 amino acids. The transcript has a single exon. The record is from RefSeq and is a predicted model, not a curated record.
UUAUUUUCCAAAAGAAACUCAUUAAAUAAUUUGUCAGAUUAACAACCGGUUACAGCCAGUAAUUACCCGGACAUACAGUCUAGUCCACUAAAAGUCUAAAACAUUCCAUAACAAUGCCACAAUCUCCCGGUCUUCUUCAUUCAUCAACCGUUUCAAGAAUAAUUAAUACUCAUUUAAACGCCAAAGUUAUAACCAGAAUUUCAUUCGAGCAACAUCUCUGAGAAUAGUAGUAGAAAGAUCAUGCUUAAGAAAGUUUCUCGAAAAUGAGUGAUGGUUUAACAAAAUUUCGUAUAGGAAUAUCUAUAGUUUUCGCUAUCACGCUCUUAAUAUUGUUCUUUCAGCUCUGUUACGUUUUAUGGCGUCGCAGAUUACACCGGAGACAACAUCUGACCGCCGGUGGUGAGUCAGAUAUCAACAGUACCAUCGAAACCAAUGGUAGCAGUACUCCUUAUUAUUCCAAGGAGCUUCUUUACUUCUUUUGUUGGAAAAAUCAAGCAGGAAUUGAUCUACCGGUGUUUCCUUCUUCAACUACUGGAGAUAGCACUAAUACUGAUCAUGAGCCGGCUGAGUCUGAUGAUCAUGAGUUAGAUGUAUCAAAACUGCAGGAACUGUACGGGUUGUUUACGAUCAAAGAAGACAAAGAAGAAUUUGUGUACUUGUCUGAUCAUGAUAAUCUUGGUGAUGAUCGAUCUGUUUCUUCUGUAGAAAACAUGGAAAGGGCUUCUUUAGGGAGGAGUUCUGAUGAUGAUGAUGAUGAUGAGUGUGAUUCAAUGGUGGCUAUAGUGAUCCAUGAUGAAGAAGAAGAUAUAGAAAGUAGUACUCCUUAUUCAACUCCUUGUAAUUCACCUCCUUACUACACUCCAUCUCCGUCUCCUUCCCGUGAUGAUAAUCAUGAUGAAACUGAUCAAGUUUAGAUUUGGUGAAUCAGAUAUGAGAGAUAAGUCCAUCUCAUUUUGAGUCUUUGACCACCAACUGUACUAUUACUUGCCCCACUAAAUACAUAUUUUAUUUUUGUAGUUUACUCAUUGACUCUGCUUUUUGAUAUAGAUUGUUAUUGAGACAA